Molecule: messenger RNA, 1849 nt
Organism: Sarcophilus harrisii (Tasmanian devil)
Lineage: Eukaryota; Metazoa; Chordata; Mammalia; Dasyuromorphia; Dasyuridae
Gene: CCDC172
Product: coiled-coil domain containing 172
Exons: 9
Coding region: 658-1434 (258 amino acids)
Cellular component (GO): cytoplasm
Source: RefSeq, a predicted model, not a curated record
GGGAGUUGGAGAUUCUCACCUUAUACCCCGAGGCCUGGAAAACUUUGGGGUCAAUAUAGGGCCUAGCUAUGUAUGUCUCCUCCUGCCAUUUUACUCUCACCUCAGGGCCUCAACUUUUCCCCAAACUUCAGGGCCUCAACUUUCUCCCAAACCAGACCCCACUCGCUUGCCAUUUUUGAGGAGAAAUGUGUUCUUUUUGGGGAAGUUCCCCUUAGGGAAGAGGGCAGGAAGGCUUGGGGAAAGAAUUAAAACUUUACGUAUCUAAAAAUUUCAAGACUCCUUGAAGGCCUAGCUGCUGCUGAGGGGAAUUGUGGGGAAGGGGGAGGAGGGUCCCAAAUCAGCUGAGGAGAAAGGAUAGAAACCCACUCUUCUUGGAAAGAAUAAAAUAAUAAUAAUAAUAAUAGUAAUCUUUAUUUUUCUAAACCUGCAUGGGGCUGUACAAAGGCCUUGCCCUAAUUCUUUGAGCACAAUCCCGGCCUCUUCCCACAACUGUCAGGUUGGAUCAAUUUAAGGCCCUAAGGGAACUCCUCGGAGCUCUUCCAGUCUAACCCCCUCACACUGUACCAAGAAAGGGUCUUCAGUCUCAGUCAGAAAGUACUUGAGAGCAGAGGAAAAAAAAAAAAAAAAAAAAAGGAUUCAUCAGAGACUGCAUCUAAAAUGAGUUUAGACUCCUUAUUCCAGCACAUCAUAUUUACUGAACAUCAGGCAGAAGAGAGUCGUCGUUUGAGGCAUGAAGUGCGAGUGGAAAUAAGCAGGUGUCGGGAAAAAAUUCAUAAAGUAACAGAAGAAUUGAAAGAAGAGAAAAUGAAAUCAGAAUCUAAGUCUCAUCAGUUUUCUGAAAAAGCCUUCCUCCUCGAGCUUUUGAAGACACAUGAAAAUGGCUUAGAAAAACAGUAUGCAGAAAUUAAAAAUGAAAGGAGUAUACUUCUCCAAACCUUUGAGACUAUGAAGAAAAAAAUAAAAGAAGAGGAGGAAAGAUUUACUAAGGAGAUUACAAACUUCAAUAACGAAUAUGGAUUAAUAAAUAAGAGAGAACUUUUGAUUAGAGAAAAAGCCAAGAUUGAAAUAUCUGAUUUAGAGAAACAAGAAAAUAUUUUAAAAGACGAAAUGAAGUCAAUGGAACAUAAGAGUAUUCAAUUAAAUGAACUUCAGCUACAAAAGAAUGAAUUGAUGCAGGAAUUAUUUAUUCUUCAGAAAAAAGUUAAAGUUAUUGAAAAUAACGUAAAUGAAGCUAUAUGUACCACCAAAUUUUUAGAAGAAGAAAAGUUCAGAAUCAGCAACAAGCCUCAGAAUGACCCUGAAUGUAUAAGACUUAAAAAGGAAUUGGAACUUUAUAAGGAAGAAGACAUGGAAAGUGUUUAUGAAGCUCUCCGAUCAGAAAUAGAGUUUUUGGAAUUGACAUUGUCACAGAAAAGUCUUCAAGCAAAACAAUAAAUUUAUGGAAAAUUGAUCCACCUAACACUAAAUUAAAUAUUUUAAUACUAAUAUGGAUUAUAUCCAUCACAGCAGAUUAUUGUUGAAAAGCAUUGAUACCAAGAAUUGUAUUCUUGACAAUUUAAAACAAUAAGCAUUUAAUUAUAGUUGUGAAAUGUAUCAAUGAUAUACAUUAGGGAUUUGGGGUUGUCCUCAGGCCUGUGCUUUCUAGCUGUUGAUCUAUCAUUUCUAUGCUUUCUAUAGUAUCUAUAAAUCUAUGCUUUCUAUUCCUUACCACAAUUGAUCUUGGAAUUCAUCAGAAAUAUGCAUUGUAAAAAUGCCUUGGUUAUUGACCCCAUUUUACCAUUCCAUUUUCCUACAAGAUGCCUACUUUCAUUUCAAUCUCCUUCUAAUAAAGAUAUCUACUGAGAGAGUA